Bombina bombina (fire-bellied toad) is the source of this 2193-nucleotide messenger RNA. Its product is annotated as scinderin-like. NCBI's taxonomy places the organism in Eukaryota, Metazoa, Chordata, Amphibia, Anura, Bombinatoridae. The transcript has 16 exons. Gene Ontology annotation, biological process: actin polymerization or depolymerization; actin filament severing; barbed-end actin filament capping. Gene Ontology annotation, molecular function: phosphatidylinositol-4,5-bisphosphate binding; actin filament binding. Bases 1 to 2139 code for a protein of 712 amino acids. Gene Ontology annotation, cellular component: cytoplasm; actin cytoskeleton. The record is from RefSeq and is a predicted model, not a curated record.
AUGGUUGUAGAACACAAAGAGUUUACUAAAGCUGGAGACAAAGAUUUACAGAUUUGGAGAAUCGAAAAUAUGGAGUUAGUGCCAGUUCCAGAAAAUUUGUAUGGGAACUUCUAUGUUGGAGAUGCAUACAUAGUGCUGAACACAAUAAAAAGACCCUUUGGAAAGGCAUUUAAUCUUCACUAUUGGCUUGGUAAUGAAUGUACUCAAGAUGAGAGUACAGCUGCAGUUAUAUUUACUGUUCAGCUGGAUGAGUAUCUUAAAGGAAUUCCUGUUCAAUACAGAGAACUGCAAGAACAUGAGUCUAACGUUUUUCUUGGGCAUUUCAAAAGUGGAAUUAAAUACCAGGCUGGCGGUAUUGCUUCAGGCUUCAAGCAUGCAGUCACAAAUGAUGUGAGUGCACAACGACUUCUGCACAUCAAAGGAAGGAGGGUUGUCAGAGCUAAAGAAGUUACAUUUAACUGGUCCAGCUUCAACAAUGGUGACUGCUUUAUAAUCGAUGUUGGUGCGGACAUUUAUCAGUGGUGUGGUAGCAAAUGUAACAAAUAUGAGAGGCUCAAGGCUUCACAAGUUGCCACUGGUAUUCGGAACAAUGAAAGACAAGGAAGAGCUAAUCUCACUGUUGUAGAAGAAGGAAAUGAACCAACAGCUCUCAUUAAGAUAUUAGGUCCCAUGCCAAAACUGCCAGAGGGAGAAGAUGAUACAGAUGAGGUAGCAGAUAUCACCAACAGAAAAAAAGCAAAAUUGUACAUGGUGUCUGAUGCCAGUGGUUCCAUGGAAAUAACUGUGGUUUCCGAGGCAAGCCCAUUCUCCAUGUCUAUGCUUAAGACUGACGAAUGCUUUAUUUUGGAUAGUGCUGAUAACAAGAUAUUUGUUUGGAAAGGUAAGGGAGCCAAUGUGAAUGAAAGAAAGACUGCAAUUAAAACUGCUGAAGAAUUUAUUACAAAGAUGAAUUACCCUGCUACUACACAGAUUGCAGUGUUUCCAGAAGAAGGUGAAACUCCAAUUUUUAAGCAGUUUUUUAAAGACUGGAAGGACAAACAUCAAAGUGAAGGAUUUGGGAAAGUUGUUAAGGGGUCAAUAGCAAAUGUUAAGCAAGUUCCAUUUGAUGCCUCAAAGCUGCAUUCUUCUCCUCAGAUGGCCGCCCAGCACAACAUGGUGGAUGAUGGAUCUGGAGAUGUAGAGAUUUGGCGUGUGGAAAGCACUGGAAGAGUUCCAGUUGAUCCUGAGACCUAUGGCCAAUUCUAUGGAGGAGAUUGUUACAUUAUACUAUAUAGUUAUCGAAAAGGAAAGAUCAUUUAUAACUGGCAAGGGGCGUAUGCCAGCAGAGAUGAGAUAACGUGUUCAGCGUUUCUCACAGUGCAGCUGGACCGUUCCAUGCAAGCUGGGGCUGUUCAGAUUCGAGUUACCCAAGGAAAGGAGCCAUCACAUUUACUCAGUAUAUUCAAAGACAAACCUCUUAUUAUAUACAAAGAUGGUACUUCUAGAAAGGGAGGCCAAGCACCUCCUCGUCCCAUACGUCUGUUUCAAGUCCGCAAGAACUUAGGAUCUAUUACAAGGAUAGUAGAGGUGGAUGCUGAUGCAGGCUCAUUGAAUGCAAACGAUGCUUUUGUUCUCAAAUUUCAAAAGAAUUCUGCUAUUAUAUGGGCAGGAAAAGGUGCCAAUGAAGAUGAGUUAAAAGGAGCUGAGUAUCUGGUAAAACUUCUAAAACUCAAUGGAUCAAAAAUCCAAGAAGGCAGAGAACCAGAUAUUUUCUGGUCAACCCUUGGAGGUAAAAAAGAAUACCAGACAUCACCUUUACUUGAAACACAAUUUGAAAAUCACCCAACAAAAUUAUAUGGUUGCUCCAAUAGAUCAGGGAGGUUUGUGAUUGAAGAGGUGCCCGGAGAAUUUACACAAGAUGAUUUAGCUGAAGAUGAUGUAAUGAUGCUUGAUGCUUUUGAACAGAUUUUCCUGUGGAUUGGAAAAGAUUCAAAUGAUGUAGAAAAAAAGGAAUCUUUGGUGUCAGCCAAAAAAUAUCUUGAGACGGAUCCUUCUGGAAGAGACAAAGGCGUUCCUAUUGUUAUUGUGAAACAGGGUUUUGAGCCUCCAACCUUUACUGGCUGGUUUAUGGCAUGGGAUGCCCAGCGAUGGCAGAACUGAAAUAUUGCUUAUAUAGCACCUAUCAAACUAAAUAAAUGUGCAACUUCAGAUAUA